AAUUACAACUUUUGACAUUGACAGUUGAACCUAACCUAAAAGCCGGUUAAUUCGUUUUUAAUCGUUCUUGGUGGUUAAUAUAAUUUAUAACUGAGUAAUCCUGUGAUAAUCGUUUAAUAUAUAAGCGAAAAUGGUCGUCCGGAAAUAUGAAGAGGAAUUAAAAUACUUGGAGAAAAUUAAUCCGAAUUGUUGGAGAAUUAAAAAAGGGUUUCAGCCGAAUAUGAACGUCGAAGGAGUUUUUUACGUAAAUAAAACCCUAGAAAAGCUUAUGCUUGAUGAAUUACGGAAUGCGUGUAGGCCGGGAAUGGUUGGUGGAUUUUUACCAGGUGUUAAACAAAUUGCAAAUGUAGCGGCGUUGCCUGGUAUUGUUGGAAAAUCUGUUGGUUUACCAGAUAUUCAUUCAGGUUAUGGAUUUGCCAUUGGAAAUAUGGCAGCGUUUGAUAUGGAUGAUCCAAAUUCGGUUGUAUCACCAGGUGGUGUAGGUUUUGAUAUUAAUUGUGGUGUUCGUUUAUUAAGAACUAAUUUAUUUGAAGAUGAUGUAUUACCACUAAAAGAACACUUAGCUCAAAGUUUAUUCGAUCAUAUUCCAGUUGGUGUUGGUUCAAAAGGAAUAAUUCCUAUGAAUGCAAAAGAUUUAGAAGAAGCUUUAGAAAUGGGAAUGGAUUGGUCAUUAAGAGAAGGUUAUGUUUGGGCUGAAGAUAAAGAACAUUGUGAAGAAUAUGGAAGGAUGCUCAACGCUGAUCCUUCAAAAGUAAGUUUAAGAGCGAAAAAACGAGGUUUACCUCAACUUGGCACCUUGGGCGCUGGAAAUCAUUAUGCAGAAAUACAAGUUGUGGAUGAAAUUUAUGAUAAAUGGGCCGCUUGUAAAAUGGGAAUAGAAGAAAAGGGUCAAAUUUGUGUAAUGAUUCAUUCGGGUAGUCGUGGUUUUGGUCAUCAAGUCGCGACCGAUGCUUUAGUUCAAAUGGAAAAAGCCAUGAAAAGAGAUAAUAUAGAAACGAAUGAUAGGCAAUUAGCUUGUGCUAGAAUUAAUUCAACUGAAGGACAAGAUUAUUUAAAAGCGAUGGCUGCAGCUGCUAAUUUCGCUUGGGUUAAUCGAAGUUCAAUGACGUUUUUAACACGACAAGCGUUUGCUAAACAAUUUAAUACAACCCCGGAUGAUUUAGAUAUGCAUGUAAUCUACGAUGUUUCACAUAAUAUUGCUAAAAUGGAGGAACAUAUCGUUGAUGGGAAGCGAAAAACGCUUUUGGUGCAUCGAAAAGGGUCAACUAGGGCUUUUCCACCUCAUCAUCCAUUAAUUCCCGUUGAUUAUCAAUUAACCGGACAACCUGUACUUAUUGGAGGAACUAUGGGGACUUGUAGUUAUGUACUUACUGGUACUCAACAAGGAAUGUUGGAAACUUUUGGGUCUACAUGCCAUGGAGCGGGUCGUGCUUUAUCUCGAGCAAAAUCUCGCAGGAAUCUCGAUUACACAGAUGUGUUACAAAAACUAGAAGGUCAAGGUAUAUCCAUUCGUGUAGCAUCACCAAAAUUAGUCAUGGAAGAGGCCCCUGAGUCUUACAAAAACGUUACUGAUGUAGUUGAUACUUGUCAUGCAGCUGGAAUAAGCAAGAAAUGUAUUAAAUUGAGACCAAUUGCUGUUAUAAAAGGAUAAUCCUAUUAUUAUAAGAUAUUGUAUUUUUUUUUUUGGGAAUCUUUUCACUUUUUAUUAAUCAAUUAAUUGUUUUGCUUUUUACAGCUCUUUUAAAUAUCUUGCUAUAUUGUUUAAAACUUUAUUGUCGUCUCUUUUUUGAUUUAUAUUUAAUUAAUUGAAAUAAAAAUGAUUCAUAUAU
Messenger RNA from Onthophagus taurus, 1829 nucleotides. It is a transcript of the gene RtcB, whose product is annotated as RtcB RNA ligase. Gene Ontology annotation, biological process: tRNA splicing, via endonucleolytic cleavage and ligation. The record is from RefSeq and is a predicted model, not a curated record. Gene Ontology annotation, molecular function: RNA ligase (ATP) activity; RNA ligase (GTP) activity. Gene Ontology annotation, cellular component: tRNA-splicing ligase complex; nucleus. Lineage: Eukaryota; Metazoa; Arthropoda; Insecta; Coleoptera; Scarabaeidae.